Molecule: messenger RNA, 656 nt
Organism: Aedes albopictus (Asian tiger mosquito)
Lineage: Eukaryota; Metazoa; Arthropoda; Insecta; Diptera; Culicidae
Gene: IFT43
Product: intraflagellar transport protein 43 homolog
Exons: 4
Coding region: 140-631 (163 amino acids)
Biological process (GO): intraciliary retrograde transport
Cellular component (GO): intraciliary transport particle A; cilium
Source: RefSeq, a predicted model, not a curated record
UAAUUAUUGCUUGGACGUAGCCAAAACAAGCUGAUCUUGCUCGUAACUAGGACUUUUUUUAUAUUGAACAACAGUUUUACAAUAUUUAAUCAAUUUAUAUCCGAAUAAUUGUAUUUCAUUUGCUAAAUACUGGUGCAUCAUGAGCUCGUCUAGCACAACUGCAACAACUCCCAACAAGCAAGUAAAAACCGACAGCUGGAUGGACGAUGUUCUACGCCCGAACAAUAGUUCAAACAAGAACUCCAAAAAUUAUUCAAACUUAUUGGAAAUGGAGAGAUUUGGAAAUACCGAUUACUCAUUAGAAGACUCGAACACGAUUGAGUUCAAUGCAGAUGAUAUCCCCAUGCUACCGGACGCAGAUGAGCUACAAGAAAGCCUCCUUUACAAUGAAUCACCCAACUUACCCUCAGUUACAACAUACAAGCAACUUGGCACUGAUAUAUUUCCCAACAGCAAAUCUGCCCUCGGCAACUUGGAUGAGAUUGAUAUUUCGAUUCUCACAGAGUGCUUGGAAAACGAAGAUUACAUCGAAGAGCCCGAUGAACCGUGGAUCUGGGAUCAACUGUUUGCUCAGCUGGCGGUGAAAAUUAGCACCGAAGCAAAGUCUACCCCAGUUGAAUAUAAAAAUUAAACACAUGCUUAGUUCGAAUUGUGAA